AUGGAACUAAUUAGGCCUAAUAAAAACUGUCAGGCACAUCCGGGAGUGUCAAAGCCAGACAGGAAGAGCUUAUGCAGGCUAAUAGACAGCCGGAAACUCUCACCGGAGGCCUCAUUCCAUGCGGCUUCAAACGACCGGUUACCGGUAAGAGCAGUAAUCCAAGUACUAUUCUCAGAGCAAGCAAUGAUCAACAAACAAAUUGACUGGAGUGGAUCAUUCAGCGGGAUGCGCAGCCCGAGCACGGGCAUUGCAACCCCCGGCCCGGUGGACAGAUUGAGAGACUGUUGGAGAAAAAGAGAGGGAUUUUCAGCUGGAAGAAGAUUGGAUUUGCCAUCGUUUAAGAACAAUAAUAACAAAUUUGCAGAUGGUGAAGGAGAAGUUGAAUUUAGCGGGUUUGUGAGACGCACCCCUGCUGUAGAUAUGAAGAACAGGGUUGUGAAAGGCAAAACUCCAUUGAGAUGGAGGAAAUCAGUGUCUUGA
Messenger RNA from Oldenlandia corymbosa var. corymbosa, 480 nucleotides. The record is from the annotation of a GenBank genome assembly. Lineage: Eukaryota; Viridiplantae; Streptophyta; Magnoliopsida; Gentianales; Rubiaceae.